Messenger RNA from Eurytemora carolleeae, 2827 nucleotides. RefSeq lists its product as uncharacterized. The record is from RefSeq and is a predicted model, not a curated record. NCBI's taxonomy places the organism in Eukaryota, Metazoa, Arthropoda, Copepoda, Calanoida, Temoridae.
UAAUCGGUAUGGUAGGCAGACACAGGAUGUAGCUGUCUACGCAACUGUUCCUCAACAAUUUUAUUUAUUUAUUUAACUAUUUAUUUCUGAACAACAGUGAUUAUUUUUAGUGAUUAGUGAUAUUUCGGUGACUAUUUUCGCGGAUUUUCGCGAAAAUGAUGUUUAACAAUUGCGGAGUGGCAACAUGUAAAUCCACCGACUCAGGGUUUGGAGUUUUUGAGCAAAGUUUAAGGGAUAGAGAUUCUCCCUCUUUCGAUAGAAAAGUUCUUCAUAAGGGUUGUUGUGGUACCUUGCAUGGUAAUAGUGUCAGGAGAUGUUUAUGGGUGGGCGUAGGAUUACUCUCAGAUCCCAUUCUACAGAGACUACAGGAUCAAGAUCUGGAGAGAGCUUAUCACUGCCAAGAAGAUCUUCAUCAGCGGUAACACAACGGCUCUACACUUUGUCCACCAAGGCACAGUCUGCAAAAACUCGAACUCCAGAAGAACUGAAGGAAUUUGAGAAGAAAGCUCUAGCUGCUGGGAAGAAGGGUGCUUAUACUGGAUCUAAGUCAACCUCUAGUCUUCCUCGCAGGAUUAAACUGAGCCCUGCUGAUGCUCUCCUCACAGAGAUUCAGCAGUUGGACAAAGUGGAAGAUAGCCAGGAUAGGAAAAAGAUCAGUAUCGUUAGCUUUCUUGACAAUGAUACCCACUCAAGACGUCGUAGCCUCAUCCAUGGUAUAUCUCAUGAUACCUUGGAUAGAGAUAAUGCAGACCCAGAUGAUGAUGAAGAUGAUGAUUCCAAUCUGAACAAGAAGCUCUCCAUCAGCAGCCAGAGUAGCACAGGUUCUGAUCUAGAGCCACAACUGGCAAGGAAUCAGUUCAGGAAUGAACACAAGAUUCUGACUAAAACAAAGGCCAGCAGGCGAAACUCACCCUCCCCAGUGAUCAAACAGCCUCGCAGCAAUGCUGAGAACAAGAUUGAUGGAACCAGUCAGUCAAAGACUCCUGUCUAUCGAUCCUCUUCAACUGCACCCAUUCAACAUGUAAAGCAAGAAGCUCGGAGGGCAAGGUCUUCUGGAUCUAAUACUGCCCCUAUUGUGUAUGGAGUGAGAACACCGCUCUCUGGGCGGGGAAUAGGAUCUGGGUUGAAUUCUCCUUCCCCAGGAGUAGGGUUUGGAUCUACAGUUUCAAGAUUUGAAAGAGGAUCUGGAGAGAAAAUUGGCAGUGCCAAAAACAGAGAGAAAACACCAGUUGUUCGUUCAAUGUCAAAGGAUAAUGUAACUACAUUACAGAUAGGAGGUGUCACAAAAAAGAAUAGUUCUCCUGAUACCAGCGCAAAGAGUGAAUCAAAGACUGAAAUGAAAGGAAGCUCAGGAAGUACUAACAUAGUGGAUCAAGUUGGCAGAAACAAUACUAACAAUAUAGCCAAAGUUGAUCUAGAUGGAACGACUUCAAUAGUUGUAAAUAUAUCUGAACAGGAUGAUAAAUCUCCUACUCCUGUCAAGAAAGCCUCUAGAGGGCGAUCAGUUUCCAUAGAAAUCCGAAAGUCAUCCAAUGGAAGUACAGGUUUCAAUACUGUAAAGAAGACACCUACAACAAAGCCCACUCAAGAAUCGCAAGCAAUAGAAGCCACUGCCUCCAUAGAAAACAUGAAAUCAGUAAACAGUAAAUCUGACACUGGAAAUACUUACAAAGAAAGAAUUGUAGGAAAGAAAAAGAAAUCGUCAACAUCUAGUAAGGACAUGCCUGCAUCAGGAAAUGCAACUAAGGAAGCUAAGAUUGAGAGAGGAAAUUCCAAAUCUCUUAGUCUUAUCAGCACAAUAAUACCCACACAAUCUGAAAAAAUAAAUCCAGGUAGCAUUGGUAAACCCAAAGUUGUACAGUCAAAAGUCACUUCAGUAGUUAGUGAGCAAAGAAAUUCCAACAUUGACAUGGAGUUAAAGCCUCUUAUUGGUACCAGCUCUCCUCAAGAUGGUAUUGAACAUACAACGGAAGAGAGCCAGAAGAAUGACACUGCAGACACUGCAACAGAAAACAACAAGAGCAAGGCAUCCACACAGAUCAAAAAGAGCAGUACUAUCACAGAAAAAAAGAAAAGCAAUGCUGCUGUAGAGAGCAAACCACUUAAGUCAUCAGCCGAGACCAAUAAGAGCAAUGUCAUUGCAGAAAGCAAGAAGAAUAAAGCUGACAUAGAAAGUAAGAAGAGCAAUACCAGAACAGUCAGCAAGAAGAGCAAUGUAGAAAAUAAUGACAAACCUACUGUAGCUGAAAGCAAUAAAUGUAUUGUUAAACUUGAUGAAUACAAGAAAAUUCCUCUGUUGAACUGUAGCAAGAACCCUGUGGAUUUAAUUGAAAAUAAAGGUCAAGAUUUAGUAAAUAUGUCAGACAACAAUCAAGAAUCUGAUGGCAUUAAGAGCAAAGAUGAACCCAAGAUUAACCAGGCAUUUGAUGGAUCCCAAAAGAAGCAAAUGAUUAAAGCUGAGGAAGAUAUUGGCGAUAAAAAUGAGAUUAAUGUUGUAAUCAGUGAUAUAUCUAGUGAGAAUUCCAGUGAAGUAUCGGAAAGAGAGGAGGAUAUAACCGGAGAGGAGGUUGACACCUCCUGGGUGUAUCAGCCUUCAGCCUCUGAUAAAAUGGGCUCAGGGUCUCCCCAGGAGGUUGAUAUCCCUCUUGAGAUUGUCAAGGGUAGCAUCAAGGAUGCUUGGGACAUGUUUGCUGCUAUGGAUCAGAAACUAAGGGGAGGAAGAUACAAGGAUCUGGGGUUAUCUAAUGAUCAGGUAGGGGGAUAUAAACUAGGAAGGGACAAGUUGAUCCAGUGUGUUGUGCAAAUAGUCCAGGCUUUUGAUUGUUAG